CAAAUAUUUUUUUUUUAUGGAAACAACAGCAGCACUUACAACAAAUACAUUUAAACUAACAGGAAAUCUAAAACCACUUGAUAAAGAUAUUGUUUAACUUUAAUAAGAUUAUGAAAUUAUGAAAAAGAAUAGAGAAUAAGCUAAAGCAGAUUUAUAAGCUAAAUUUGAUGAAGUUUAUGAGUAUAUUCUUUAUCUAAUUAUAUUAUAGUAAAAUUACUCAAACAAAAUAGAUGUUUGUUAAAUUAGCUGUUGAAUUAAAUGGAAAGAUAUAAACAUUUCAAAAAACAAACAAUACAAAUAUUUCAAGUUACCAUUUCAUUCAUAUAAAUAGACUUGGAGAAUAAACAUAAUGAUUAACAUAAUUCAUUUAAAACUCACACAAAUUGUUAGUUGGCUACUUUAGAUUCUGAUAUUGUCAAAUUAGAUUAAGCUAUUGAAUAAGAAAAAUUAGAUAGAAUUAGAACUGAAAAAGAAAACAUUGAAAAUAUUUAAAAAUCUAUAGAUUGUAUUUAUAUAUAAAAUUAUAAUUAGAAUUAUUUAGUAAUUUUGAAUUAGAAAAGUAAACUAGAGUGUCAAAUGAAAAGAAAAUAUUAAAUACUAUAAAAGAUACUUCAUAAUAAAUAGAUUAAGCUAUCAAGAAUGAAGCUAAUGAAAAGGAACAGAAACAUCAAGAAUUAAUUAAAAAUAUUAAUCAUUCAUUAUAGUCUGAAAAUCGUUAUUCAGAAGGAUUUAGAAAUAAUACUGUUAAAGAAUUUCAUCUACAAAUAGAUAAUAUAAAAGAUGAAAUCAAUAAUAGAUUUGAUCAAUAAGAUAAAGUUGUUGAUGAUUUAAGAUCUGUUAUUAGAACUAUUUAAAAUACACUUGGUAUCCUAGGUAAGGAUGUUUGA
Molecule: messenger RNA, 887 nt
Organism: Paramecium sonneborni
Lineage: Eukaryota; Ciliophora; Oligohymenophorea; Peniculida; Parameciidae
Source: the annotation of a GenBank genome assembly